This is a messenger RNA of Belonocnema kinseyi, 3549 nucleotides long. RefSeq names its product dnaJ homolog subfamily A member 2-like. Gene Ontology annotation, molecular function: ATP binding; Hsp70 protein binding. NCBI's taxonomy places the organism in Eukaryota, Metazoa, Arthropoda, Insecta, Hymenoptera, Cynipidae. The record is from RefSeq and is a predicted model, not a curated record. Gene Ontology annotation, biological process: response to heat; protein refolding. The coding region runs from base 235 to 1500 and encodes 421 amino acids. The transcript has 7 exons. Gene Ontology annotation, cellular component: cytosol; cytoplasm.
AAGAGCAUUUUCACGAUUUUCACAUCGCGUACUUGUGCUGUGUCCAUCUGUAUCUGCAAAGUCCGUGUUCUGCUCAAGCUGGUUAUGGCUACUGUGAAAAGUGACGAAUCCUGAACAUUUUCCCCGAUUCUCUGCUCCACUGAAGCCGUUUGUGCAUGACCCAAAAGGAAAUCAGGAAAACGCAGAAAACUUGUGAAACUUCAGUAUAUUUUCGCUCGCUUUGAUUUAUACAACAUGGCAGACAAUAAGUUGUACGACAUCCUCGGAGUGCCAAGAACUGCUAGCGACCAGGAAAUUAAAAAGAAUUACAGGAAACUUGCAAAAGAAUUUCACCCAGACAAGAAUCCAAAUGCGGGAGACAAAUUCAAAGAGAUUUCCUUCGCGCACGAAGUCCUUUCUGACCCCAAAAAGCGCCAGACUUACGACAAUUUCGGAUUAAAGGGAAUUCAAGAAGGAGAUGAUGGAAUGAGUGGUGCUGAUUGCAUUUUCUCUGAAUUGUUCGGAUCUCCGAGCUUUUUUGGAGGUUUGGGUGGUGGAUUUGGCGGCUUCAGUGGAUUCGGUGGAUUUGGUGGGGGAAUGGGAGGCAGGAGAAGAACGCAACGAGGAAAGGACAAUAUUUAUCCCCUAAAAGUUACCUUAGAAGAUAUGUACAAUGGAAACGCAGUAAACCUAAGAAUAAGCAAGAACGUAAUUUGCACUGGCUGCAAAGGAAUCGGAGGUCCGGAAAAUGCUUUUAUCACGUGUAGAAGUUGUGCAGGUCACGGAUUCAAAGUAGCCUAUUGCCAGCUUGGCCCAGGUAUGACUCAACAGAUCCAAGCUCAUUGUACCACUUGUGAAGGAGUUGGAAAAGUAAUGAACGAGAAGCACAAAUGUACUGUAUGCAAAGGCAAAAAAGUUACGUAUCAGACAAAGGUUUUGGAAGUUAAUGUAGACAAAGGAAUGAGAGAUUCGCAAAGAAUAUUAUUUAGAGGCGAAAGCGAACAAAUGCCUGACACACAACCAGGAGAUUUGGUCAUUGUUUUGCAGCAGAAGGCUCAUGAUGUUUUCGACAGAUCCGGAGACGACCUUUACUUGACAAAAACUAUUGGUUUAGCCGAAGCUCUGUGUGGAAUAAAUAUCAUUGUUAAGCACUUGGACGGCAGGGAAUUGAACAUCACGAACCCACCUGGUCGUAUAAUUGAACCCGGAGACGUCAAAGGAAUUGUUGGUGAAGGUAUGCCUUUCUACAAAAGCCCCUUCGAAAAGGGAAACCUCUACGUUAAAUUCGAUAUCACCUUCCCUGAAGACAACUUUGCGAACGAGAAAGUUCUAGAGACCCUUGCCUCUAUCUUUCCACCGAAAGCACCGGUGAUAGUUCCCCGCGACGCAGAGGAGGUCGAACUAGAAGAAUACGAUCCUAAUUACAAAGACACGUCGAAUGCAUCUCGUUCUAGUGAGGCUUAUGCUUCAGAUGACGAAAGUAGCAUGCACGGUUCCGGAGUUCAGUGCGCACACCAGUAACAUUAUUCAUUGCUUUCUAGUUCUAGAACAAUAAAGUAAACAACUUGCUCCUUCGUAAGUAAACAAAUCCGAAAAAUCUGGAAAAAAUCAGUAUGCUAUGCAUACUGGACGGCUGUACGUCUGCGGGUAUAACUUAUGAGACUUUUUCGGAUAUUCGAAAAAAAAAACAAAAAAAAAUAAUUGGGGUCAUAAGAAAUGACUCAAUUAUUACAAUAAACAACAGCACUUUUUACAAUCACGAAUCGCAAUCAAGUUAUUGCUUUUUUAUACUUUUAUAAUACGUCUCACAUUAUUUGGUCAAUGACUAGUACUAUGAUCUACGUGCGAGUGCUAUAAUAAAUGAAUAAGCUACCAUAAAAUAGUUUAUAGUCAUUUCUGCAGUUCUGUAUAGGUUUUCCUUUGUCGGUUACAAAAUAUUGGUCUCGCGUUUUAGGAAUGUUGAUUUUCGUUUUAAAGUUUAUAUAUACAAAAAUCUAAAUUUGGGUUGAUGGAUAUCAUGUUCUAUAUAAGUAAAAAAGUUAUGAGUUUAAAUAUUUUAAGGAUUGCAGAAAGUCUAUUGAAUUAGCAAGUGCUAUUUUGGAUUUUGAUAAGCUCACUUGAAAUAGUUCGGUGCCCGCAGACUCAUAUCUCGUAAUCUAGCAAAUUGAGUAUUCUAAUAUUACGUCGCACUCGGUCUGUAAUGUCGAAAUCUAUCAAACUUGUCGCUUUUUGGAGUGUACAGAAUUUUUUUUUAGAUAGGAUCUUCUCUAAAAUUAAAUAAUUUAGACAAAAGUGAGUGGAAAAUUGUGAUAUCACAGUGCUUUUUAGAUAGGAAAGCGAUUUCUGUAAUUUAUUAUUGGCACUUUAGAAAGUGUGUGAUUUGGCAAUCCACCAAGAAAAAUUAUGUGCCGUGAUUGAGGUGAUAAAGCUUUUUAAAUUUCGAUGUUACCGAUCAAAUGUGAUAUAAAGUUAGAAUACUCAAUAAUAUCAGUGAACAGUCAUUGUUUCCCUUCUAAAUUGUUGACCUUUUUUUAAUAAACCAAGACUUGAAUUUCUAACCGAGGGUUUCAGUUUCUAUUUAAUUGCAUGACUAAGAAUUAAAUGAUUUUUUUCUUGAGACUUGCAUUUUGUGGACUGUGACUGUUUUCUGCCAAUUAACGUAAAAGAUUCCCUGCGUAAUGAAUAAGCAUGACCAAUAAUUUCACUUAUCCAGAUUAUAGAACAAUUAUACUUGAAUUGAUAUGCUAGAGCUAAUUCUAAUUAAAACAGUCGAUUAAUUUCAGAAAAAAAUAAUUAUUUUAUUAAAUUAUGAUUUUUGAAUAUUACAGUUUCUAUUUAUUAUAUUUAUAUGAUCCAAGGUAGUUUACAAUAAUUUAAUUAUAUAUUGGAAGAACUGAUUUAAUAAUCAAUUGUCUUGAAUAAUUUUUACUGUAGCAUAAUCAUUUUUUGAUAAACGCAAUUCAAGAUGGAUCUCAAUGCAAUGCAAAGACAAGAGAAAACGUGGUACAAAUUAAAAACGGAUUAUGUUUGAGUUUAUGGUCGAAUGUUAUAAUUAUAAUGAAUUGUGAGUGAAGAAAAUUCGGACAAAAACACUAUCGCAUAACACAGUUUGAAUUUUAUUUCCAUUCUAAAAAGUUAACUGGUUUUUUCUUAAUUAAUUAGUGUAAUAUAAUUUAAAUUAAAAGAUUGUGUAAGCCCAAAAAUAGAGUACAUGCACUGAUUAAAUAAGAGAAUUGUUUAUGUAUGUAGGUGCAGGUGGUCCUGGUACCUAAGAAAACAUCAUAAUUCAUAAACAUUCGUUAACACGUGAAAAUAAAUAAGAGCUAACGCUAGGCUGAGCCUGCGUGAUGCUUGUGCUUAAUUUGUUUUCAUAAGUAUGAUUUGUAACGCUUCUGUAUGUAAUAUUAGGAAUAUAUAAUUUAUGAAUCAGGGGAAAUUUUUGACUCUUUAUGACCGAGAAAAUCAGUUCCAUUAAAAAUAUACAAUCGAGUAGUGACAAGCGAUAAAAUUAUACUUUCUUGUAAGAAAUAGAAUUUUUAGAUUUAAAUAUAUUAAAGCUUGGUAUAAAGU